UAAUUAGCCGUUUCACGCAAAUUAUACUCCCUCCCUAACGGUCACCUUUUUCAAGAUUUCUUUCUUCAAAACCCUCUUCUCAUUUCCACCCAAAUUAUACUCAUUCUUGAAUUCAUGGCGGACAAGCUGGAGAUUUCACCUCCCAUUGAAGAAGAGAAGAAGAUUCCAGUAUUUACAGUGCUAAAGAAUGGGGCCAUCCUCAAGAACAUCUUCUUGCUUGACAACCCCCCACCUUGUUCAAAUCAAGAAUCAGAAAUUGAAGAGAUUUUGGUGGUUGGUAGACACCCAGAUUGUAACAUUACAUUGGAACACCCAAGCAUCAGCAGAUUUCAUCUCCGUAUCCACUCUAAACCAUCCUCUCUAUCCCUCUCUGUUACUGAUCUUUCUUCAGUACAUGGGACAUGGAUUUCUGGUAAGAAAAUUGAAUCAGGAGUUAAGGUGAAGUUGAAAGAAGGUGAUAGGAUGCAACUUGGAGGUUCCAGCAGGGUCUACAGGCUUCACUGGGUUCCAAUCAGCCAUGCAUAUGAUUUGGAGAAUCCAUUUGUACCUACUCUUGGUGAAUCUGAACCAGAAGAAAGCACAGAGGAGGAACAUCAGGAUGAAAGUGGCUUUUCUCUCCAGAAUGACCAAAUUCAGAAAGAAGAUUAUGAUAUGGUGCAAGGUCUACUAGACUCAUCAUUUUCUGGUAUGAGUUCGUUACCACAUCUGAGAAGUUUGACUCCACCAGCUCCACCAAUGCUUGAGCAAAUGAGAUCUCCAUUUCCUGAUAAAUAUGAAGCAGCAAACCAAAAUCUACCUGGGAAUAUCCAUGAAGAAGGUGAAAUUAGUUUGCUGCAGCUUGCUUACCAAGCUGACAAGGAAAAUAACGCACCAGAAGCUCUUCUUGUUUCAGGACAGUCCCCAAUUGAAACUGCAGAUGGUACCCCACCAAGAUCUCAGCAAAGAUGUUCAAGUAUUUGGUCUAGAAGGGGAAAAACCUCCAGUGUUCAGAUUCAAACUGGUAGAGAUAGAGCAAUGAAUGAAAAAAUUGACAUGGAAACUGAAGUUGAAUCGCUUAAUCAUGAAAUAGCAGGAACUUUAUCAGUUUCUAAAGAUCUUUUUGCUAGUGGAAACAAGGAUAAAGAGGAAGAGGUCUUUACUCCUGACAAAGAGAACCAUACUCCUAGUUCUCUCUUCCUUGGAUCCAUGAAGAAAUCGUGUCUUUCUGAGAUGACAAAUAGAUCGGAUAGAAAAUCUCUGCUUUCUAAUAUGGAUGAGACUGAUGAAGAAAUUUUCACUCCAGACAAAGAGAAUAUGACACCAGAAACUCUUCAACUGAGGUUAAUGAAGAAGAUGGGAAGCCAGCAUCAAAUUAAGCUUCCAAAACCGUUUAAAUCUUCAUCUCUGAAACUUGUGGUUGAGCCCAAAUUCAAUCAAGCGGCAGGUUGUGUAUCCCACAAAAAAGAGAAGCUAGGAUCAACUACUAAAUCAACAGAGUCAAAUAUGGAUGAAAAUGAUGAAGAAAUUUUCACUCCAGAUAAAGAGAAUAUGACACCUGAUACUCGUUUAAUGAGAUCAAUGACGAAAAUAGGAAAGUUGGAAGAUCUGAAGCAUCUAGAAUCAUUUAAAUUUUCUCUGGACAAUGUAGUUGAUCCCAUAUUCAAUCAAAAUGGAACCCCAUUCUCCUCUGAGAAAGAUAGUCUGACUGACAAAGUUCUUGAAGAACAGAAAUUAAAAAUUCUUGCCUCCAGAAAUCCAGGAAGAUCGGAGGUAAACACAGUGAAGAACAGAAGGGAUAGGGUGCCUUUGCAGUCACUUCUUGUGAACUACCCCGCAAAGACCAGCUCAAUAUUUCCAGAAGAGGACAUUAAGUUUAGAGACAAUCCAAUCAAGCAUCCAGAGACUAAGGAAAAUGAGAGUGUCAUGGAACAGAAGAGAUGGACCAUUGUAGUAGACACUGGUUCAUUGCUGAAUAAAGAAUCAAGGAAAAGUUUGCAGCUUCUGCAAGGUCUCAAGGGAACUUAUCUGAUAAUUCCUAGAACGGUCAUAAGAGAAUUGGAUUGCAUGAAGAGGCGUGCUAGUCUGUUUAGAAGGACAACUGAGGUAUCUGCAGCAUUAGAAUGGAUAGAAGACUGCAUGAUAAAUGCAAAGUCAUGGAUUCAUGUACAGAGUUGUGCAGAGGAAACAAGAGCAGUGGCACCAACCCCUCCUGCUACUGCUCCAUUGUCUUUGUUCAGUGAGGAGAAUGGCAUGUUUCCUGUUGGCUCACAUCAAUUUUCUCCGCACAGUGGUCUAAUGGAAUUUGCCUCACCCACAGCAGAAGAUCAUAUCCUUGAAUAUGCCCUCUUCUUCAAAAGAACCAAAAGAAACGGACAACUCGUCCUCCUUAGCAAUGAUCUUACCAUGAAAAUUAAGGCCAUGGCAGAAGGUUUGAACUGUGAGACAGCAGAAGAGUUUCGCGAGAGCUUAGUGAAUCCAUUCUCUGAGAGGUUUCUUUGGAAGGACAGCUCUCCCAGGGGAAGGACUUGGGCAUGUGAGGAUGACUUUGUUCUUAGGGAAACAUAUUACCACGGCCCUCCAAAGAAGCCAUCAAUGUCAGGAGAAGCGGCAAAAGGGUUGAAGCUCGUAUUGCUCCAUAAUUCUCAUUAUAGGCACCACAACAAUAUGGCCAGCUGAACCAGUUGGCUAUUAGCUAGCUGUGUACAGCUUCUUCUCUUCAAUUGCAAAAAUCAUGUUCAAUUUCUUUCGACAGUUUUUAGAUUGUGGUGCUUUGUAAUCAAGGACAAGAAGGCCCUUUAGAGAUAGGGGCUAGGGGCGCAACAAAAAGUAACGAUGUGGAAGAUUUCAUGCCAUGUUCUGAAAUGGCAGCGUUGCAAUCUUCUUGGACCUUUAUUUCAAUGAAAUAGCUUGGUUCUUUUUUCUGUGUGUGAUGUACAAUAUAAAAUUUUGGUUUGACUAUGUCCUCACUCCUCAACAUUGUGUAGUCUUACCCCCUCCACAAAAAAGGAAGAAGCAGCAUUGUACA
Messenger RNA from Solanum dulcamara, 3004 nucleotides. Its product is annotated as FHA domain-containing protein PS1-like. Gene Ontology annotation, cellular component: nuclear membrane. Gene Ontology annotation, molecular function: protein binding. Lineage: Eukaryota; Viridiplantae; Streptophyta; Magnoliopsida; Solanales; Solanaceae. The coding region runs from base 115 to 2655 and encodes 846 amino acids. The transcript is spliced from 6 exons. The record is from RefSeq and is a predicted model, not a curated record.